Blastocystis hominis is the source of this 2265-nucleotide messenger RNA. RefSeq lists its product as hypothetical. The transcript is spliced from 2 exons. The record is from RefSeq and is a predicted model, not a curated record. The coding region runs from base 1 to 2265 and encodes 754 amino acids. Gene Ontology annotation, molecular function: 3'-5' DNA helicase activity; four-way junction DNA binding; ATP binding. Gene Ontology annotation, biological process: replication fork reversal; interstrand cross-link repair; double-strand break repair via synthesis-dependent strand annealing. NCBI's taxonomy places the organism in Eukaryota, Bigyra, Opalinata, Blastocystidae.
AUGAAGACCUACAUGUUUCCACGUUUCCACGCACCCCUGAUCGAUAGCUAUCCCACCAAUUAUCCCAUUCGAGAGUAUCAAUACGCCAUUGUGUCCACCGCUCUGCUUCGAAACACGCUCGUUUCGCUUCCCACCGGUCUGGGCAAGACGUUCAUCGCUGCUGUCGUCAUGUAUAACUUCUAUCGAUGGUUCCCCGCGGGAAAGGUCGUGUUUAUGGCGCCAACAAAGCCGCUGGUGACGCAGCAGAUCGGUGCGUGCUAUGAUAUCGUCGGCAUUCCUCACUCCGAAUCGGCCGAGCUGCUUGGGAACCGUCCUGCGGAGGAUCGUCGUCGUUUGUGGUCGACGAAACGCGUUUUCUACUGCACUCCGCAGAUUUUGCAGAACGAUUUGGCGAACGGCGUGGUGGAUCCGAAGCUGAUAACGUGUUUGGUCGUGGACGAAUGCCACAAAGCGCAGAAACAGUACGCGUAUGUGGUGGUGGUGCAGCGAUUAAUGCAGAUUCAUCAUCAUUUCCGAGUGUUGGGGUUGAGUGCGACGCCCGGGCAGGACAUCGAAUCGAUCCAGAGCGUGAUUAAUAAUCUGGACAUCAACACGAUUUGUCUGCGAACGCGCGAAGACCCUGACGUUCGGAAAUACUUGAAGGAAGUGCUCGAAGAGGAGAUUGUGGUCAAGCUCAACGCGCGUUAUCAGAAAAUGAUCGAUGAAUGGAUGGGGUUCGUGCUGAAUCCGCUCAUGCGAUUGAAUAAUUUGGGGUUGUUGCCCGAACGAAACCCGCGAAAGGUCAACAAGAUGAUGCUUCUCGAUCUCCAGAGCCGGAUUAUCAGCGGAAAAGUGUCCGGAGUGAGCGGGCCGCGCCGAAUGGAAGCUCUCAACGACAUCAAAUUGCUGAUGAGCAUGACGCAGGCAUCUGCGGUGCUGUCGACGUACGGAGUCGGCGCGUUCGUGGAGGUUUGGAUUGCUCAAACACAUCAUUUCCAGACGCUAGGCGUGAUGUUUCAAGAAACCGCCGUCGAGAAACCGAAUCCUGCGAAGGUGCAGUUGGUCACGUCCUCCAAAUUCAAAGAGUACUACAACCGAAUCUUCCAGGGCGUGCAGAAAAUGGAGUACGUCCACCCGAAGCUCGAGCGUCUUCGCGAGUUUCUGAUCGAUCAUUUUCGACGAAACGCGGCGGCGGGACGCGAAACGCGCGUGAUUGUGUUUGCUCAGUAUCGCAGCUCGGUGCAGGAGAUCCUCAACUUUCUGCGAGGCGAGAAGAUGAUUCGAGCCACUGCGUUUGUGGGACAGCAGAAGCGGAACACGGACGUGGCGAUGGUGGGUGAAGACGGCGAGCCGACCGCAGAACACUUGUAUCCCGACGAAAUCGUUCCGAAUACCGCGCAUCGAACGAUCUCGUCGUAUUUUGGGGGUCGCGAGUCGCUGCCUGCGGUCACUUCGGUGCCGUUUAUUCAAGUGAACGGACAGUCGCAGAAGCAGCAACAGGAGAUUCUGCGUGACUUUAAAGCGGGGAAGUUUAACGUGCUGGUCGCGACGUGCAUCGCGGAGGAAGGACUGGAUAUCGGAGAAGUGGAUUUGUUGGUGUGUUAUGAGGGAAUUUCCUCCUCGACGCGCCUGCUGCAGCGGAAGGGAAGAACGGGAAGAAAGCGAUCUGGACGCGUAGUGAUGCUUCUCACGGAAGGAGCGGAGUAUCAGAAGCAUCGGCGAAGUCUCCAGAAGUACACGGCGAUCACGAAAACGCUGAAGACGCGCGGAGAUUUGCUUCGGUUCUGUCCUCACAUGGACACGCUGUUUACGAGUGGGUUUCAUCCGGAAUGCGUGAAGGAAUCGCUGCACAUCUCAGAGUUUCAUUACAGUCAGAUCGGCGGACACACGCCGAAGAAGCGAAGCCGGACGGUGAAUCAUUACGUGAUGAGUGAUGAGAGAAAGCGAAGAGAGAAUUCGUGGUGGGAGUCGGCGCAGGGAAAGGAGCUGACGUCGCUGUUAUUGCGAGGAACGAUCGAUGUGUCGUUGGCGAUGCGGAAAGCGGAGGGGAGCGGAGAAGAGAAGGAGAAUCGAUGGGGCGUGUGGCUUCGAAUGAAAUCGUUUAUUGAAGGCGAGAAGUGGAAAGAGGCGUAUCCGGAAUCGCUGACCGGAACGUGGCUUUUGGAUGAGAAAUCGAUUCAUCGGAGCGUUUGGGUUGGUGAGUGGGUUCAUGGAAUAGUUGCCGAGUUAUUCCGGAAAUGCGGAGAAUCGGCAGAGCCGCCGAACGAUGGAAUCGCUGCUGAAUGA